AUGGCUCCCGAGCUCGAAACUACAAGCAAGCUUCAUUUCGUGCUGACUCCUCUAAUGGCACAAGGCCACUUGAUCCCCAUGAUCGACAUAGCCAAGCUCCUGGCCCAACACGGCGUCGUAGUGACCCUCAUCACCACCCCGGUCAACGCGAAGCGGGUCCGGUCCUCGCUCGCACGUGCCAUGGAGCCACCCGGCAUCGACAUACGUGUGGAGGAGGUCGAGGCCCCGUGUGAAGAAGUCGGGUUAUCGAAACGGUGCGAGAACUUGGACCAGCUGCCUUCGUUGGGCCUAGCGAUCGCCUUCAUGAACAAGAGCGACCUUUUGUUUGGGCGGGUCGUGGAGGAGCUCUUUGAAGGCCUCAGGCCCAGGCCCAACUGCAUCAUCUCCGACAUGUCUUUCCCUUACACUAGCUUGCUUGCCAAGAAACAUGGCAUCCCAAGAAUCGCCUUCAAUGGCUUCUCAUCUCUUGCCCUGUUGUGCCUUCGCAAUGUGGCAGCCAACAUAGGGUUUCUUGAUGGUUUGGAUUCCGAUUCCGAGCCAUUCCUGGUGCCCGGGAUGCCCGACCGGAUCGAGUUGACGAAGAGCCAGCUGCCCUUGGCUAUGGUUGGUGGUGCAGUGGAUUGGGCUUGGUAUGGUGAGAGGAUAGCAGCUGCUGAAGCGAUGUCGUAUGGUACAAUUAUAAACUCGUUCCAGGAGUUGGAGCCCGAGUAUUUCGCAUUGGUCAAAGAAGCAUUGGGAGGCAAGGCAUGGUGUGUGGGCCCUGUCUCGUCGUGCAAUAAGGACCGGUUGGACCGGUCCCAAAGAGGUAGCCCGGUUGUAGUAGACGAAUCAGUAUACUCAGAGUGGCUUGACUCGCAACAACCCGAUUCGGUUAUUUAUGUUUGUUUCGGAAGUAUAUGCAACAUUGUGACGUCACAAUUGAUAGAGCUCGCGCUGGGGCUAGAAGCAUCAAACCAUCCAUUCAUGUGGGUUGUCAGGGAGGGUGAGGCCUCAGAAGAUUUGCUGAAAUGGAUGGAAGAGAGCGGUUUCGAGCAGAGGAGCAAAGGUCGAGGAUUCGUGAUCCGUGGAUGGGCGCCGCAGGUGGCCAUCCUUUCCCACCCUGCAAUUGGAGGAUUUCUAACACAUUGUGGAUGGAACUCGACAUUGGAAGGGAUAAGUGCAGGCCUACCAAUGGCAACUUGGCCACUGUUCGCGGAUCAGUUCUGCAACGAGAGAUUAAUCGUGGACGUGCUGAAUGUUGGAGUGAAAAUCGGAGCGAAGACUACCGUGGCAUGGGGACAAGAAGAGAAGGCUGGAGUGACGGUGAGGAAAGAAGAUGUGAAGAAAGCUAUAGAAGAGUUGAUGGGCAAAGGGAUUGAAAUGGAGAAGAGAAAGAAUCGAGUUAAACAACUCAGUGAAAUGUCGAAAGUAGCCCUAGAAGAAGGAGGAUCUUCUCAUACCAACAUCAAACUGCUAAUACAAGACAUUUCUCGUCAUCGUGAAGCAAACACCCUGAAAUCUUGA
Messenger RNA from Linum tenue, 1503 nucleotides. The record is from the annotation of a GenBank genome assembly. Lineage: Eukaryota; Viridiplantae; Streptophyta; Magnoliopsida; Malpighiales; Linaceae.